Molecule: messenger RNA, 1629 nt
Organism: Trichoderma atroviride IMI 206040
Lineage: Eukaryota; Fungi; Ascomycota; Sordariomycetes; Hypocreales; Hypocreaceae
Biological process (GO): regulation of DNA-templated transcription
Cellular component (GO): nucleus; RNA polymerase II transcription regulator complex
Molecular function (GO): transcription cis-regulatory region binding; DNA-binding transcription activator activity, RNA polymerase II-specific
Source: RefSeq, a predicted model, not a curated record
AUGACGGCCGUCAUCAGUCCCAACCCGCCCAUGGAGCAGCCACAGCCCAAGAUGUCAAUGACUUCAAAGGAAUGGGUUAUUCCGCCGCGGCCGAAGCCUGGUAGGAAGCCCGCCACUGACACGCCGCCAACAAAGCGCAAGGCGCAGAACCGAGCUGCCCAGAGGGCCUUCCGGGAGAGAAGAGCUGCGCGGGUUGGCGAGCUCGAGGAGAUGCUGGAUGAGAACAAGAAGGUUCAAGAUGCACACGAGGCGGAACUAAAUGAAAAGAUUCGCACUCUGGAGCUGGAUGUCCAGUCAUUCCGGUCCAGAUGCCUACUGCUGGAGAGCAUGCUGGAGAGAGAGCGCCAAGAGCGCAUGAGAGCUGAGAUGCAAGCAGAGGCGCUCAAUCGCAGAUAUGACCAGGCCGCUUUCCGAUCGGAGAGCAUGGGCUCCAUGUACUCGCAGCCAUAUGGUCGGCAGCAACAUCCCCAGCAAAGGCACAGCCUCUCGGACGACCGAUUGGCCCAGCAGCAUGCCGCAACUCGGCAUUUCUCCAUCUCUCAAAUCGUCUCACCGCCAGAAACACUGGACGCUCACUCUCCUCAAGAUCUGUCUGAGCCUCAUCUUACAUGCGGCAGCUGCUCACCAAACGGACACUGCGCUUGUGCCGAGGAAGUUCUCGCAUCAGCAGUUAAUGGGUGCGGCAAAUGCGGAUUUGGGACACAAUGUCAUUGCUUGGACGACGCCACCAAAAUAUCCGGCCUUGGGUCUGACUUGAAACGCCCUAUAUCUCCCUCGGGGAAAUCAUCCGAUGAGAAGCGGCAGCGAUCAAUGGCUGCUAGCAGCAGGGAAACAGAUUUUGGUCCCUUGUUCUCAAAGCCGACGUCACAGCAGCCACCUCAGCCGAGCUCCAUCAUCCAGCAACUUCCCUCCACGGACUCUCUUUCAUUUAGAGACAGCUCAUUUAGAGACAGCUGUGGGUUCUGUAAAGAUGGGACAUACUGCGUGUGUGCGGACACAGCCAUGAAUGGCCCAGCCGUAGCACCAGCAGAUGCGUCCCCUCCAGUUACAAGACAAACCCGAACACCACCUCCCAUGGAGACGGACGUCGUCACCCCGCUCCCACCCAUGGCAAUGGAAAUGACGGCCGAUGGAGCAGUCAAGUUACCACGCCGAAAAGAAGCUCGAUCCAAGCCACAGCCGGAGACGACCGCUUCACGUGGCAGCUGCGGACCUAAUGGCCCGGGCACAUGCGCGCAGUGUCAGGCCGACCCCAAAUCGGGUCUCUUCUGCAGACUGAUGGCUGCCAACUUCAACCGCGAGAACGGUGCCAGCUCAGAUGGCUGCUGCGGCGGAAAGGGCGCUGGCGGAGGAUGUUGCAAGUCCAAGCCCAGCCAAGAGAAGAUUACACUACCUAGCCUCCCUAGCCUUGGGCUGAGUUGUGCAGAGGCGUACCAGACGCUGUCCAGUCAUCGCAACUUUGAGCAGGCUGCCGAUGAGAUUGGCACUUGGCUGCCGAAGCUAAAGGCUCACCCAUCACCAAAUGAUGCUCGACCCGUGCCGGCGGGCAGGAUACCUAUAGAAGUAGAAGCAGCAAGUAUCAUGAGCGUGUUGAAGGAGUUUGACAUUCGAUUUGGGAGAGAAUGUUAA